Molecule: messenger RNA, 1692 nt
Organism: Maudiozyma saulgeensis
Lineage: Eukaryota; Fungi; Ascomycota; Saccharomycetes; Saccharomycetales; Saccharomycetaceae
Source: the annotation of a GenBank genome assembly
AUGGCUCAAGCUCAUCCUCAAACAAUGGAGAUGCCAGACCUUUCCAACGCCAUCGUUGCGCAAGAUGAAAUGGGUAGACCAUUUAUUAUCGUAAAAGAUCAAGGUAAUAAGAAGAGACAGCAUGGUAUCGAAGCUAAGAAAUCACAUAUUCUUGCAGCAAGAUCUGUUGCCUCUAUUAUUAAGAGUUCUCUAGGUCCUCGUGGUUUAGAUAAAAUUUUGAUUUCACCAGAUGGGGAUAUUACUAUUACCAAUGAUGGUGCCACAAUUCUCUCUCAAAUGGAACUUGAUAAUGAAAUUGCCAAGCUAUUGGUUCAAUUGUCAAAGUCUCAAGAUGAUGAAAUUGGGGAUGGUACUACCGGUGUUGUGGUGCUAGCUAGUGCAUUACUAGAUCAAGCUCUAGAAUUAAUUGAAAAGGGUAUCCACCCCAUUAAAGUAGCAAAUGGGUUCGAUGAAGCUGCUAAACUUGCAAUUUCAACACUAGAGGCAACUGCCACUGAUGUUGCUACUGAUAAAGUGCAAUUCCAAGAACAUCUAUUCAAAGCAGCAAGAACUUCUCUUGGCUCCAAGAUUGUUUCAAAGGAUCAUGAUAAAUUUGCACAAAUGGCAGUUGAUGCUGUCACAUCUGUAAUGGACUCUAAUAGAAAAGACGUUGAUUUUGAUCUAAUCAAACUACAAGGUAGAGUUGGUGGUUCCAUUGAUAACUCCUCUUUGAUUAAUGGUGUUAUUCUAGAUAAAGACUUCUCACAUCCACAAAUGCCAAGCGAGGUUCUUCCAAAAGAAGGGAAGACUGAUGUAAAAUUGGCAAUUUUAACUUGUCCAUUUGAACCACCUAAACCAAAGACUAAGCAUAAAUUGGAUAUCUCUUCCGUUGAAGAAUAUCAAAAAUUACAAACAUACGAACAAGAUAAAUUUAAAGAAAUGAUUAACUAUGUCAAGGAAGCUGGUGCAGAUGUUGUUAUAUGUCAAUGGGGUUUCGAUGAUGAAGCUAACCAUCUUUUAUUGCAAAAUGAUCUACCAGCUGUUAGAUGGGUUGGUGGUCAAGAACUAGAACAAAUUGCCAUUGCUACCAAUGGUCGUAUCGUUCCUCGUUUCCAAGACUUAUCAGCAGAUAAAUUGGGUUCAUGUUCAAAGAUACAUGAAAUGGUAUUUGGUACUACAAAGGACCGUAUGUUAGUCAUUGAACAAAACGAACAAGCCAUUAAAUCUAAAACUGUCACUUGUUUAAUUCGUGGUUCAAACAAAAUGAUUGUUGAUGAAGCCCAACGUGCACUACAUGAUUCACUAUGUGUUGUCCGUAAUCUAGUAAGAGAUUCUCGUGUAGUAUACGGUGGUGGUGCUGCAGAAGUCACAAUGUCAAGAGCAGUGUCGGAUGAGGCCGAUAGACAACGUGGUAUCGAUCAAUAUGCUUUCCGUGGUUUCGCGCAAGCAUUGGAUACAAUUCCUAUGACCUUAGCUGAAAACUCUGGUUUAGAUCCAAUUAAAACUUUAUCUUCCAUAAAGAGUAAACAAAUUAAAGAGAAUGUAUCAUAUUUCGGCGUAGACUGUUUAGGAAAUGACACCAAUAACAUGAUGGACUUAUUUGUGGUCGACCCAUUCAUUGGUAAGAAACAACAAAUCUUACUUGCAACUCAAUUGUGUAGAAUGAUUCUAAAGAUCGACAACGUUAUCAUAAGUGGUAAAGACGAAUAUUAA